GAUCAACUGGUUGGCGCCAAACUUGGAUUGGAAGAUCAUAUGGGCUGUGGCCUGGCGGGUCUUUGUUUGUUUCGUUCAACUUUGUCUACAAAUAUUCUUACAAAGGCCUAAAGCCGGUUACGAGGAAGUUCAUACUAUAAAACUUAUAUCAAAAACUGUUUCCUCGGAUUCAGAAAAAAAGAUGUCGAAUAAUCCGAAAUUAAAAGUAAAAAUCUUCAACUCAUUCCAAGUCCAGGGACUGACCCUCCGUCGCGAGUCCAGUCAAUAUCUGGAGCAAAUAUUAGGUCGACUCGAGCCGGACCAACAGGUUGAUUGGAUCAACCAAAUUAUUACGUGGCUUCAGGGGCAGUGCCUCGAGUCGGCGCUGAUUUCCAAGGAUCAAAUUGUAGCAUGUAUUAAGCAGUGUUCGUCGAUUUCAGAACAACAGCAACAGGUGUUUCACAUAAUCAGCGCAUUCGAUGUACCUGCUUUCAGUUACAACAACGAUCGAAAGAAAUUCAUGCGAAUCGAGGGCAAACGUCAACUCUUCCCAGUGGCAGACGCUAAGGCUGAACUCUAUUGCGAACGAUACAAGAUUGUACAACAAAGGACUCUACGCCAUAAACUGUUCGCGGCUCCAACAGCUGCUUCAAUGCUUUCGUCAUCUAAACGUGACCACUAUAAAUUGUGUUCGUGUGAGAGUCUCAUCGGAAUGACAAACAAGGCUAAUCGGUUUGUUGUGGUGCUCGGCAUGCUGACGCAGUUAAAAGAAGGAAAGCUCUUCCUGGAGGACCCAACAGGCAGUGUACAGCUGGAUCUUUCCAAGGCCAGCUUUUCACAAGCGCUUAUUACAGAAGGAAGCAUAGUUCUUGCGGAGGGUACAUAUGACGAUAAGAUGUUCAACGUUCAAGCCAUCGGAUUUGCACCAGCUGAACCAGCAAAGACUAGCCGGGAAUAUUUUGGCUCUGUUAAUUACUUUGCUGGUGACGCAGUCAAAUGUAUGAAAACCGAUUCGUCAUUAAAGGAAUCCCAGCAUCAGCUCGAAGACUAUAUGUUGGUAAUUCUCUCCGAUGUUUGGCUGGAUGACGUUAAGACAAUGGAACGUCUAAAGAUUCUUUUUACUGGAUACAACCAGUGUUCUCCUUCGGCGUUCAUCCUUAUGGGAAAUUUCCUCAGGAAUUCACUCGGUUUUCAGGAUGUGGGCACACUGAAGGAAUGCUUUAAACAGCUGGCUGAUUUGAUUACUCAAUUUCCUGAUCUUAUGUCACGUUCGCGUUUCAUUUUUGUCCCUGGAAAUCGGGACCCGUUGACUACCAAGGUGAUUCCACGACCGCCACUGCCAAAAGUAGUAACUGAAUACUUUUCAAUGAAAAUUCCUCAGUCGACGUUUACUAGCAAUCCUGCUCGAAUACAGUUAUACACUCAAGAGAUCAUACUAUUCCGAGAAGAUUUGAUCUCGAAGAUGUGUCGUAACAGCGUGCACGUACCCUGGGAGCCCGACGGCGAGGUGCAGCUGUCGCAACUAUACGUAAAGAACCUUGUCGGUAAUGCUCACCUUUGUGCCUUACCAACACACAUAGCUCCGGUUUUGUGGCAGUGGGAUCAUGCCCUAUGGCUGUAUCCGACUCCGGAUCUAGUUGUCUGCGCCGAUAAGCAUGAACCAUUUACUAUUAGUCAAAACGAGUGCUUAUUCACUAAUCCCGGUCAAUUUACUAAAGGUGAUUUUUGCUUCAAGGUAUACUUGCCUGGUCAAAAAAAAGUUGAAGACAGCCAGAUUUGUGAGCCCGAAUAACUCACAUUGGUCAACGACAACAUUUAAGCAUCAUGUUAAUGUAUUUAUGAUUUAUGUAUAUAAAGUUUAGUUCGACAAAAGACAACUUACAGUUGUACAAAAAACAUUACAAUUACCUAUGAAAAUAAAUAUGACGCAUUUUAACAGAUGGUUUUAGUUAUGGAUAUAAUGGAUGCUUUAUUAGUAUUUUAUUUUUCCCGGUGAGCUCAAGUAUCCUGCAACGUAAGGACAAUAUUUGACUUCCAACUACCUGUUGAGAGUUAUUCAGCUUAUAUACUGCGUUUGGGAGAUAACCUGUGGUGUUCCAGAUUUGCUCCGAUUAAAAACCGAUUUCCAAAGAAAAUGGGGAAAAAGCAACUUUGUUGUGAUGAAAAUUUCCAGGCUAGUCGCAGGUUUGUGACUAAUUUGCGAAGCAACGUAUGACCUUGAAAAUGUCGAAUCCAUUAGUUGGAAUCGAGUGCACAAAAUACCAAGGGCAAUUCAUCACAAGUUAGUUAGAUCAAUCGUUUUUAUUAAUUAAAUAAAGUUCAGUACAAGUCGACAUUUGCGUUCUUCUCUUGUUAUAUAUAUAUAUAUAUAUAUAUAUAUAUAUAUAUAUAUAUAUAUAUAUAUAUUACGGAUAAAUAGAGCUCUAUAACCACUUUUUCCAUAGCUGUUGGUUCUUUUUGUUGCUGUAUUGCACAAUAUUACGUUGCUGUCUUUUAACUUGUGCCUGACAUUGGGUUAGCCCCUUCAUUCAGGAUGUCCUUGCUUUUUUGUUUUCAAGUUGUCUUGUGUUGUCCUAUACAAACCUACGGCAUCUAUGCCAGUCAUCAACACUACGUUGGCUGUCAGAUUGAGCCCAACAGGUUCAGUUAUACUGGUCAUUCGUUCAGGCGCUGACACAUUUUUCCUUAGCCAUCAAUUUCCUCCAUAAACGUUUUAGUUGUUCUUUAGCUCCACCUCCUACAAUGUACAUAUACCUAGAGCAUCAUCUCAGGGCCUUUAAUAUCCACUGUACGCUUCAGAUUAUAUAUACUCUAUUUCAAAUCGAAUUUCAGCUUCUCACUAAUGUUCGCCAGCAGACGUCCUCUAACAAGGAGGCUCGCUGGCAAUUCCUCCUACACAGCAGUUUCUUUAUUGAAAUGUAUUGCAAAACCCGAACAACCGCCUGUCGAUCUGAUACUUAGAGAAGCUUCGACGAGCGUGCUAGUAACUAAUAAGCGUGCACCUAAUUUGUCUCCCUCAUUUAGUCCUUCAUCACAUUCAUAAACACUUGAAUGCAUAUGUAUUUUUAUCGACACGUACAUAUACAGCUUGCGUGUUUGAUCUUUACAAAAUCUUCUGCUUCUCUCACCGGGCAUAGAUUUGACCCUGUCCUUCUCUUCUGGAUAUUAUUCAUCAUCGUAUGUUAUUAUUGUAUGCUCACUUUUUAUUGUCAAAUGACCUCGUAGUUUAUUGUUCACAUGGACACAAUCAAAAUAGCCCGUCUAUUGUCUGUUACCCAAUAAUAAUGUCUUGCGAUAAUCACCACCAUAGCAAUAGUAAAAAUCUCCACUUAUAACAAUAU
This is a messenger RNA of Varroa destructor (honeybee mite), 3320 nucleotides long. It is a transcript of the gene PolE2, whose product is annotated as DNA polymerase epsilon subunit 2. Gene Ontology annotation, biological process: DNA-templated DNA replication; error-prone translesion synthesis. Gene Ontology annotation, molecular function: DNA binding. Gene Ontology annotation, cellular component: epsilon DNA polymerase complex. Lineage: Eukaryota; Metazoa; Arthropoda; Arachnida; Mesostigmata; Varroidae. The record is from RefSeq and is a predicted model, not a curated record.